AUGCCAGCUCGUAUCCCCCAAGCGCUCUCACGCGUAGUCCCCGCUUUCCCCCACGCUCGGCAAACCCUCCGCGUCCCACCACAACCAUUCACCUUCAUCUCACCUCCCUCAACACCCGCAAGACUGUCCGAACAUUUACUUCGCCAAAAGUUACCCUCUCCAACCUUCCGAUCCGUUUUCCAAGUUCGCAAUAUGUCUUCUGCGCCUGCUAAGAGGGAGUUCCUUUGCAUUCUGCCUGAUAAGCCAGGUGCACAGGCUAAGCGUCUUGAAGUCCGGCCGUUGCACCUCGAAGGCGUCAAGCCGCACGUCGCAUCUGGAACUAUUGUUGCAGGUGGCGCUAUGCUCAACGCCCACCCCGCUGACGGCGAAAUCCCCUCGUUCAAGGGAAGCAUGAUGAUGGCUGUUGCAGAGAGCGAGGCUCAGGUUCUUGAGCUGCUCAACAGUGAUAUUUAUGUCAAGAGUGGCGUGUGGGAUAUGGAGAAGGCGCAGAUCAUUCCGUUCAAGUCUGCUGUUCGUGAGGCUCUGUGA
Messenger RNA from Penicillium canescens, 528 nucleotides. RefSeq lists its product as uncharacterized. Lineage: Eukaryota; Fungi; Ascomycota; Eurotiomycetes; Eurotiales; Aspergillaceae. The transcript has 4 exons. The record is from RefSeq and is a predicted model, not a curated record. Bases 1 to 528 code for a protein of 175 amino acids.